This is a messenger RNA of Adelges cooleyi (spruce gall adelgid), 1648 nucleotides long. Its product is annotated as dolichyldiphosphatase 1-like. Gene Ontology annotation, molecular function: dolichyldiphosphatase activity. The transcript has 6 exons. The record is from RefSeq and is a predicted model, not a curated record. Gene Ontology annotation, cellular component: intracellular membrane-bounded organelle; endoplasmic reticulum membrane. Gene Ontology annotation, biological process: lipid biosynthetic process; protein N-linked glycosylation. Lineage: Eukaryota; Metazoa; Arthropoda; Insecta; Hemiptera; Adelgidae. Bases 552 to 1280 code for a protein of 242 amino acids.
UCCUCGACAAAUGACAAUGUAAACAAUGUUGAAAUAAUAUAUGUUAUAUUAUUAUAUUUUAAUUUAAUUUUGUUAAUAAAUUACACUCCAUCGCGGCUCAAAUAAUAUUCGUGUUCGCAACAGCAAUAAACUUAUGUAAUCUGCAAUAAUUAAACGUAUCACUCUACUAUACCGUGUACACGAUUUUUUUAAAAUUUUAUCGACCAAUAUAAUAUUAGUGUUACCGGAACAAAACGGCAAAAAAAAAUGCUUUAUCGAAAAAUACGUGCCCUCGACGAUAAUCGGCAACUAUAAAAUCCGUGUACUUUACCACCGCGUAAGCGCCAUUUAAUAAUAAUUAUUAUUGUGGAAUUCGAAUUUUGUUCUUAUCGUCGAAACUCGUGCGCGUGUGUGUGCGUUUUUUUUCUUCCCAAGAAUUAUUAUUAUGUUUCUAUACAAUUAUUAAGUAUUAUUAUUAUUGCCCGCGUUAAGUCGGCGGUGUGAAUUUCAAAUCUAACUGGAAUAUCAUGCGCACCACUUUCGAUUAGAAUCGUUAAUGCGCUGCCCACAAAAUGACCGACAACGAUAACACUUGUGCUUACGACACGUCCACAGAUUGGGUACCGUUGUCUCUGACGUUUGUCGAAUACCCUAAAGGUAAUUUCUUAGGAAAACUACUCGCUUUGUUCAGUUUAACACCAUUUGUCAUUCUGUCUGGUUUUCUUACGCUGAUACUGUUUCGUAGAGACUUGCAUACGAUUACAUUUUUCAUAGGCGUAGUCAUCAACGAGAUUUGCAACUAUAUACUCAAACAUAUUUUGCAAGAACCCAGACCUCUGGCCAGGAAUUCUUUGUACUCAGAAUACGGUAUGCCAUCUGCCCAUUCACAGUUCAUGUGGUUUUUUGCAUCGUACAUGUUUUUCUUCUCGUUUAUCAGAUUGCAAUACGCCAACAGCACAGCGUUCAAAGAGUUUUUCUGGAAAGUGGCCGCCGUCGUGACUUGUAUAAUUGUCGCUUGCAUAGUGUCGUACAGCAGAAUUUACCUUCAGUAUCACUCGUGGAAACAAGUGAUCUUUGGCGGAUUGGUCGGCCUGUUCAUCGGCACCUGGUGGUUCGCCAUCAUCGACAUUGUGUUGACUCCGUAUUUUCCAGUCGUCACGUCUUGGAAAAUUUCUGAAUUUCUUCUUCUGAGAGAUACGACAUUGAUUCCGAACAUAUUGUGGUUCGAGUACACGAACAUUCGACACGAGGCCAGAGCGAGAGCCAGACGACGUAAAUCGGUAUCGCUCAAGUCACAAUGACUAAGGCUGUGAUUGAUGAAUGGAGUGACUGACCUAGAUGAAAUAAUAUAUGUCCACCCCUACGUUCUGUUUUAUUAACAUACACAUAAAAACAACUAAUAAUAUUGUUUGCAUUUUCUAUUUAUUCAAAAAUUAUUACACUUAGCGGUUAACGACCGAACAACGCUUUAAACCAUAAUAUUACAUUGUCUUUACCUCGUUUUGUAGCACAUAAUUUAUUAUUACUAUUAUAUACUUGUAUAUUUAUGUUCAUAAAAUGUAUUAUGAAAAGUGAAUAACAUUUUUACCCAACUGUUAUUUAUUUAUAAUCGAAUAGUAAAUGUAUUUCUUUUUUUUUUUAACCUCAUUUCUUAAAAAUAAUAAAUUAG